This is a messenger RNA of Dreissena polymorpha, 1632 nucleotides long. RefSeq lists its product as uncharacterized. Bases 328 to 765 code for a protein of 145 amino acids. The record is from RefSeq and is a predicted model, not a curated record. NCBI's taxonomy places the organism in Eukaryota, Metazoa, Mollusca, Bivalvia, Myida, Dreissenidae. The transcript is spliced from 7 exons.
UCGUGCUAUGCUGACAUUUGCAAUGUUAACGCCGAGGCGCAGUUUUGUGACGUUGUCGCCAGGAAAUGUCGUCAGUGUAGCAAUGUCAGAGACGACUGUUUUACUCGACUUCAGACAUUAAACUGCAAACAGUUCUGUUAUGAUGUUAGAUUUAACUCUGACAGAGAGAAGAUUCGUGUUGCGGGAUGUGAUGUUCCAACGACGCCAAGAAACGGUCACUAUAAAGUUUACACAACACGGGUAGCAUACAAUACCACGUUAGAUGUCACCUGCGACAUUGGCUAUGCCCUUGUUCAAACUGAGGCUUUGAAAUGCAGAAAUUAUUCAAUGUGGAGUGGAUCAAAACCUAAAUGCGAAGUUGCAGGAUGCCCUAUUCCGAAUCCACCAGAACACGGAAGACAUACGGUCAACCAUAGUCAUAUACCUAUAAAUGACACGCUAGAGUUCAUCUGUGAUUUGGAAUAUACACCUGGUGACAGCAUGCCAUUAAAAUGUGGCAAUAAUUUGCAAUGGAGUGCACCACAACCUGUGUGCAUUAGUAAAGGUUCAUUGAACGCCUUUUUAACACUGACCUACGUGAUUGGUGUAUUUUUAAUAGUGUCUGUGGCUGUGAACAUAUUGUUGUUUAUAAAGAUCAAACGAUCUAAAGGAAUACCUGAAAACAAUCACGGUGUAAACAAAAAUGUUGAAGGAGACCUGUCCAUAGAAAAAAACACGAUAACAAUAUUAAUCAUACCAAGUGAUCAACUGUCAAAGUCACACUGAUCAAUAGGAUCAAUGUGUAUAACGGUGAUAGGUAGAUUACUUUAGACAGUAUCCUUUGUUAAUCGGUCGGAAACGAUUCGAUUAUACGAUUCAAUUCGAUUAUGUGAUACGUAUGUAUAUUUUCGUUGCGCAGGUUCGACUCUUCAUUUUGCGUUGUUACAUGGAAUGAUUAACGGUCAAUGAUCAUUUUGCUCUGUGCCUACAGAAAGUUUCUUACUUCAUUCUGUUCCAACCGCUAAUGAAAUGUAAAAUCCUUCGACAGAAGUACUCAGUCCACUAGAGAACGAUAACACAGAACGUUAAAUACCAGACCAGUCAAAUGAACACAUCGAUAGCAUCAACGACGUCUGAGAGUCCCUGAUACCAGUCCAUGCCUCGAGAUCGCGAUUAGAAUCGGACUAUCCUUACCAAUCUCAAGAGAACACACAAGCUCGACCGGACAGUCCGAUUGUGACUCAACCUGAGCUAGGAGACACUGGGGAAGAUGUUAAGAUUGCUUACAAUCAUGGGGCAUUUCACCCUUUGGACAUUGAGUUGAAUAGGCGGUUGUUAUGCGUUUGCUUACAUUGACACAAAACGUGUAAUUAUCUAAAACAGCUGAAGAGGAUCGUGAUGUACCUUUAAAGUUUGAAACUGUGUUUAACAUAUGCAUAUACAUCACGUUGAUGCAGUUUAACGUAUUUUCUCACAAUGAACUACUAAACAAUACAGAUAUAAACUGUUGACAAAUGUUGCUUUCACGAGUUAUUACUGUAAUUGAGUUCCAAAAGAAAUAGCAGCUUUUGUUUAUUUAGGACAUACUGACUGUGUGUUCACAAUGUGAUUUCUAAAUAAAAUAACAAGUGACUAAUAAACUUGGAAAUAUAA